This is a messenger RNA of Necator americanus (New World hookworm), 756 nucleotides long. RefSeq lists its product as uncharacterized. NCBI's taxonomy places the organism in Eukaryota, Metazoa, Nematoda, Chromadorea, Rhabditida, Ancylostomatidae. The transcript has 7 exons. The record is from RefSeq and is a predicted model, not a curated record. Bases 1 to 756 code for a protein of 251 amino acids.
AUGGCCUCGUCAACAGAUCCCAGCAACAGUGCGAGCGGAAUUCCUCUAAAGUAUAAAAUUGGAGUACCACUCGCUAUCGUGUUUCUCUUUCUCUGUGCUGUUGGAAUAGCUUUCCUGGCAACUCGAUACGCAACAGCGAAGAACGGUCAAGCGAAUUCCGAACCCUCAGAUUGUGGAACAGUAAUGUCAAUGAAAUCCAGGCAGAAUUUACUACACUGGCAUAACAAAUAUCGAUCAAUUGUUGCUAAAGGAGAAUAUGAAAUUACCACGCAAAACGGGAAACUUAGAAAGCUCCCGCCAGCUAAGAGAAUGCCACAGCUGAAAUACAACUGUUCGCUUGAAGAGUCGUCCCUAAAGUGGGCGAACACCGUUCAAUGCGUAAUGAAGCACUCCCACUACCCUGGCGUGGGCGAGAAUCUGUUUGGUAUAACAGGAGAACAUACUCAAGAAGAAACCGCUAAUACGGCUACAAAGCCAUGGGCUGAUGAGAUAGCAAAGUAUGGAAUAUCAGCAUUGAACGAAUAUAGAGAUGAAAUAGGACAUGCAACACAGGUAUUGUGGGCGGAGACACUGACAGUGGGUUGCGGAAUCAAGAAGUGCAGCAAUGGUUGGACUAUGGCUGUGUGCCAAUACUAUCCACCAGGAAACGGCAUUGGUUCACCGAUGUACAAAGAAGGGAAGACAUUGUCUGAGUGCGGUUUAGAAGGAAGAAACGAGGUCCCUCACUUUGAAACUGGACUAUGUGAACUGUUGUAA